This is a messenger RNA of Lates calcarifer (barramundi perch), 1372 nucleotides long. RefSeq names its product cytochrome c oxidase assembly factor 4 homolog, mitochondrial (gene coa4). The record is from RefSeq and is a predicted model, not a curated record. Bases 194 to 445 code for a protein of 83 amino acids. NCBI's taxonomy places the organism in Eukaryota, Metazoa, Chordata, Actinopteri, Centropomidae. The transcript is spliced from 2 exons. Gene Ontology annotation, cellular component: mitochondrial intermembrane space. Gene Ontology annotation, biological process: mitochondrial respiratory chain complex IV assembly.
CACGGAAGUAUUGUACGGUUGCACUUUCGUCCUCCACUCACAUAUGUCCCCCAUGAAACACUUAUAACAUUGACUUUGUGGUUGGUUAUGAAAAGUCUAGGGUCGUUGCAGGUUGUGGAAACUUAAUGCCAGGACCUCGACGGACAAUUUCACCCGGAGAGAACAAGGGACUGUGAGUCAGCACUGAAACAGGAUGGCAUCCCCUUCACCCCAUGACCGCAGCCGGAAAGACGACGAGGACGACCCGGUUGAACAGAUGAUAACCCGCACCGGCUGUGCCGAGCUACAUUAUGCUGUGCAGGAGUGCAUGGCUGAACACCAGGACUGGCGAGUGUGCCAGACACAAGUCCAGACUUUCAAAGACUGCAUGAUGAAUUUCCAGAAGGCCCGAAAAGAGCAGCUGAUGAAACAGCACCAAACCUCCACAGAGUCUGCUGCCAGCUGAACUUGCCAAACAACACACACACACUGGCUGGGGUUUGUUCUGGACUUGCAUCACAUGGUUGAAGUGGAAAGACUGACUGAAUCUAAUUUAAUAAUUCGUGAUGACAAUAAAGUAUGAGCAGCUACAUAAAAUGCUGGAUUUAAUUUCAGUACAUGCCUUGAUGAGUACUGUUAAGGGUUCCAUAAGGGACAAAAAUGUUUGCUUAUGAUGAAAAAACUCCUAAAAAAUCCAAUAUUUGUCAUUUGUUUUUCAUGUGUAGUAUCAACCUGGCAAUUCUUUAAAAGCAGCAUGGAAUACUUAGACUUACAGUGAACUCACUCCACUGAUAUUUCUAAGGUUAAAUGUCAAGGAAAACAAAAACAAAAGAGAAAGAAACACUUUGCUGCCUUGUUGGUGUUCAGGUGUGUGCUUAUUUAUGAAUGUCAGAUCAGUUGUUGUGAUUUUGAUUUACUAUAAUAUAUUCAUGGCCUCCAGUAGUGGCCCUACAUCCCAAAAUCUCUUCCCAGCCCACUAACUGUUUAAAAUUAGGAACUUUGGGACAACAAAAAAUAAAGGAAGAAUCUGUUCGGCAGCGUGAAGAGAACAAACUUACUAACCAACAUUGGUUAAUAUGUUUGUUUUGAAUAACAAGUUUUAAUCUUAAUUUUUAAGUUUUAAUGGUUAAACUUCUUAAUACGUGCAAGAGAGAUUAAUUAGUCUCAAGUUCAAACAGUAAAAGGGUGGUUUGUCACAGCACAAAGGUCAUUAAGCAGCAGUCUCUGGUGAUGACUUUACAAAUUGGGCCCAUUAGAACCAUGGCCUGAUUAAUGACUGAUGCACCCUCAGUGAACACUUAACUAUUUGCUCAUUGUGUACAAACUAAAACACAAACCAUUUUGGAAAUUCUUACAGAUUUAUACUGAGUGAAAUAAAAGUGUAACACAAACA